CGAAGUUGUUGUCUCUUUUGAGUAUUAUUACUUCUCCUAAAAAAUCAUUACUUUUGCACGGCGUAUCCCUYAGGUUUACGUCGUUCGUUUGUGAUUUUUCAUAUUAAUAAUGGGUUUCGUUAAAGUUGUUAAGAACAAACAAUACUUUAAACGUUAUCAAGUCAAAUUCAAGAGGCGUCGUGAAGGUAAAACUGACUACUAUGCACGAAAACGUUUGAUCGUCCAGGACAAGAACAAAUAUGAUACACCCAAGUACCGUUUGAUCGUUCGUUUCUCUAACCGAGACAUCACAUGCCAGGUUGCACACUCUCGCAUUGAAGGAGACAAAAUCGUAUGCGCUGCCUACAGCCAUGAAUUGCCUAAAUAUGGUGUUAAAGUAGGUUUAACCAACUACGCUGCUGCUUACUGCACUGGACUUUUAGUCGCUCGCAGGUUAUUGAAAAAACUUGGUUUGGAUCGUUUGUAUGAAGGAUUAAAAGAAGCUAACGGUGAAGAAUAUUACGUCGAACCUGCUGAUGAAGGUCCAAAUGCUUUCCGUUGCAAUCUAGAUGUUGGUUUGAUGAAAACCAGUACUGGUGCUAGAGUAUUUGGAGCAAUGAAAGGAGCUGUCGAUGGAGGUUUCAACAUUCCUCAUAGCGUGAAACGAUUCCCAGGCUACGAUGCUGAAGCCAAAGAAUACAGUGCUGAAACUCAUCGUAAACACAUUUUGGGUUUGCAUGUAGCUGAAUACAUGCGAAAAUUAGAAGAAGAGGAUGAAGAUGCUUACAAUCGUCAAUUCUCUCAGUACAUCAAAUUAGGAAUUGUUGCAGAUGAUUUGGAAAAUAUGUACAAGAAAGCACAUGAAAAUAUCAGGAGUGACCCUAAACGAGAUAGAAAGCCGAAGAAGGAAGUUUCAAAGGAACCUAAACGCUGGAACGCCAAGAAAUUGACCAACGCUGAGCGCAAACAACGUGUUGUGGAAGCCAAAGCUGCGUACCUUAAAGAGUUACAAGGCGAAGAGAUGGAAUCCUAAACCGUUUWAUGUGCAAAGUGUGUUAUUUCAAUAAAACAUAAAACUUUAAAAAAAAUUUA
Diuraphis noxia (Russian wheat aphid) is the source of this 1071-nucleotide messenger RNA. RefSeq names its product ribosomal protein L5 (gene RpL5). Gene Ontology annotation, molecular function: structural constituent of ribosome; 5S rRNA binding. The record is from RefSeq and is a predicted model, not a curated record. Gene Ontology annotation, biological process: translation; ribosomal large subunit assembly. NCBI's taxonomy places the organism in Eukaryota, Metazoa, Arthropoda, Insecta, Hemiptera, Aphididae. Gene Ontology annotation, cellular component: ribosome; cytosolic large ribosomal subunit.